Messenger RNA from Desarmillaria tabescens, 4010 nucleotides. RefSeq lists its product as uncharacterized. The record is from RefSeq and is a predicted model, not a curated record. The transcript is spliced from 17 exons. The coding region runs from base 143 to 3937 and encodes 1264 amino acids. Lineage: Eukaryota; Fungi; Basidiomycota; Agaricomycetes; Agaricales; Physalacriaceae.
UGCUUUCUUACUUCCACCAUCCUUCUUUGCACCUUCAUUGUGCAUCGUCUGGCGACAUCAAGGACGACAUUGAUGCUGUAGAGGGCCUCAAGAUAUCCCUUUAGAAUUCGCGACCAAUUCUAGGCCCCUUCAACUCCUGAAAAUGUCUUCGGUGACCAGAGACCUCGAGGACUUGAACCUCUCCCACUCAUCGACAUUGCCAGCAGCAGUGGCACGAACAUGGUCCGCUUCUGCUGCUCUCAGUGGAAUCCAGCGGCAAUUCGUGGGCUCACCGGACCAGAUGGACCAGAGCAAUGCGCAACCUUCAUCUAGCACGGCUGCACGCCCAAUUCCUAUCAUGCCGCCCUCAACGGCGCGACCCGCCAUGAGUCGAAGUAUUUCGUCAUCGCACACCGCCCGCCCUCGAGCUAGUACUGCGUCCCGUGCCGCGUCUGGCUUUCUGUUCCCCGCACCACGAGAGCACCAGUGGUCUGUCUUCGGACAACUGAUGGAGAAUGAAGGCCAGCUAGGAAGUCCAAGCAGUAGCAGUCAAUUCCAUCGUCGGAUAGGUAGGAGGAGCAAUACUCCUCGGUCAAGCAACACUCCUCGAUCCUACACUAGUCGAGACUCCAGUCUUUCAUCGCGGCGGAGUUUCAUAGAUCCCAACAACCCAGCCCAAGUUCAGUCUCCUGUUGCGGAAGAGGAUUCUUACCGCACUUUCUCAGUUGCCUCUGAUCAUCACGACGACAGUGACUCAGACUCGGACUCGCAUUCAGACGAGUACGACUCUGAUUCUGAGAGUUCCACGUCAACGGUCACCAAGAACCAUCUUGCCUCAUCUGAUACACCCAUAUCAACGAGAAAAUGGUACACGAUACCCACCAUACCACUAGUAUACCGUAAUAUCUUUAAAUGUGCAUUGGCAUAUGUCCUUGCCUCUCUUUUCACCUAUUCCCCUCAUCUCUCUGGCUUGAUAAGUGAUCUCGUUACGUACGGUUCGAAUGACCGCAUACCUCUUCCCAGUGGACAUAUGGUUGCGACAGUCGCCGUCUAUUAUAACCCCGCAAAGACAAUGGGCGGUAUGAUCGAAGCGGAUACGUUCUGUAUUUUUGGCUUGUUCUAUGCGGCAUUCGUGUCCUUGGCUAGCAUGUCCCUGUUCUGGUGGCUCGAGCUCAAACCUGGCUGGGAGUGGCUCGCUGACACAUUCGUCAUCCUUUGGGUCGGUGUCAGCAUGAGUAUUUUGGCUUGGCUGAAGGUCUGGAUGGCUAAUCCACAAUUCAACACAGCCUGUAGCAUGAUUGCCAUCAUCCUUUUCGUAGUGCUCGUCAAAGAAGGAGGCUGGCAGACACUCCUUCAAGUCUCUUUUAUCGUCUUCUGUGGCACCACAAUCUCUAAUCUUGUUUGCUUCUUCAUCUGGCCUCAAUCUGCUACAACUAAUCUCCAAACGAACAUGACGAAAACGCUUGACUCUUUCUCCACUCUUCUGGAUAUGCUAACAAACACGUUCUUACUAGAAGAAUCCCCUCACCAUCCCAGUCAAGAGAAAAUCCAGCGCGCUGUCGAAAAUCACCAGAAUAGCUUUACGAGCCUGAAGAAGAAUCUAAAGGAGGCAAAAAGUGAAUGGCAGUUUUCGGGGCAAGUCAAGUUUCCCGCUCCUGGAACAGGAAAUGGCCACGCACUUCCGACAUUAAAGAAGGGUGAUCAAAGGAGAAAAGCAUAUGAAGAUACUGUGGAUUGCCUCAAUCGUCUCGCCCAGCACCUCAACGGUUUGAGGAGUGGCACACGGCUGCAAUACGAUCUAAUCAAAGCUGGAGUCGUCCAGCGGAGAAGACAUGGUAAACGAAGCGGAAAUAGCAAGAGCAGAAUGAUGGAUUAUGGUGGUGCUGAAGAUGACGAGGAGACUGCAAUGCUGAAAGCGGCGGCCGUGAUGUUUGGCGAUCUUGUGCAGGAAUUGGGACCGCCACUAAAAGCCCUUUCGUCGGCGUGUACAUCGUCGUUGAAGCGUUUGCGGGAGUCGGUCGUCAAGUCCCGUGUACGUGAAAGUGCGACAAUGGAAGCGAUUCAGCCUCAUGAAUUCUUGGAGUUGAUUGACGGGAUCGAAAGGGCCCUGAUGCGCUUCGAGAGCACGUCGAACCAUGCCGUCAUGCGGAUAUACAGGAAGAACGAUCCGUCUUAUGAUGGAGUCGACACUGACACUGGAGGUUUGAGUGCGAGUCGAGCCAGCAUCAUAUCCGGGCUUGGGGAUAAGGAGAACGUCAUGCUCACCUCGUCAGAUAACGAACACAUCUUUUUGGUGUAUUUCUUUAUCUUUACCCUGCAAGAGUUUUCCACAGAGUUGAUCUCUCUCGUUGAUGCUGUGGAGCGGAUUUAUACCUUGGAGCAGCAGCAUGUGAACUGGAAAGGGUACUGGCACUUGGCAUAUACCUCAAUCGCGACGCGAUUGGCAAGCUUGUUUACGCGGUCUAAAUCAGAUCACACCUCAGACCGAAGGAAGAGGAGCUCUACCUUGAAACGGAGGAUAUCUUCAUACAUCACUGGUGCCGCUGAGAGCCGUAGACGACCCUCGUUCCCCAAAGUACAACCUCACGCUCCCAACACGGUUCUUACACCCGCUCGGAGUAACUUGAAUUUCAUAGGCCGGGUGAAGCAGGGAUUGUGGGCUAUCGGGACGCGAAUGACAGAAAGAGACGCCAAGUUUGCUGUUAAGACGGGUAUGGCAACCGCUUUGCUCUCUGCACCUGCCUUUUUCGACACAACCCGGCCUAUCUUUUUGGAGUAUUAUGGCGAUUGGGCGCUCAUCUCGUUCUUUGUUGUCAUAUCGCCUACCAUCGGUGCGACCAAUCUCAUCAGUUUUAAUCGUGUGCUGUGGACUUUAGUUGGAGCGGCCGUCGCGGCCGCCACGUACUCGUUAUUCCCAGAAAAUGCAAUUGCCCUUACGAUAUUCGGAGGGCUCUACUCACUCCCGUGCUUCUAUGUUAUCCUUGUGAAGCCCGCACACCUCUCUGCAGCUCGUUUUGCGCUCCUCACGUAUAACUUGACUUGCUUGUAUUGCUUCAAUAUACGGCAAAGAGAUGUGUCGGUAGUCUCCGUCGCGUGGCAUCGUGCUUUGGCUGUCACUGCAGGUGUACUCUAUGCGGCCCUCAUUGCGCGAUUCUGGUGGCCGUCUGAGGCCAGGCGGGAGCUUAGCAAGGCAUUGGGAGAAUUCUGUUUAAAUAUCGGAUGGCUCUAUACCAGGCUCGUAGCGGCGAAUUCUUUUGCUCCCGAAUAUCGCGAAGAGUCUGAUGAUGAUGACUCGCACGCAGCCUCAACUGAGGACGUUGCGCUGCUUGCGUCUGGUCAUACAUCUGGUCGUACGACGUUGAACAAUUCUAUCCAAGAGUUCAUGGCUAUGGAACUUCAUUUGCAGAUCAAGCUGAUAGAGCUGCAAGGGCUGUUGGCUCAGACGCAGCAUGAACCUCGGUUGAAGGGACCUUUUCCUGUAACGCUAUAUCGUGGGGUAUUGACCAGCCUGCAAACGAUCAUGGACCGAUUGCACAGCAUGCGAUGUGUUACGACACGCGAAGAAUGGUACACGAGUGUCCGUCAAGACUUCAUCGUUCCAGUCAACAAGGAACGACACGAGAUGGUCGGAAACAUCAUCUUGUACCUUUCAACAUUAGCUUCGGCGUUUCGACUAAAAGCCCCGAUGCCUCCAUAUCUCCCGCCUGCAGAGAAGUCCCGAGAACGAUUGGUGGAUGCUAUCAGGAGGUUGGACGUUGUCCGAAAUCGCGAUAUCAAAGGAUCAAGGCAGCUGCUUUUCUUUGCGUAUGCUUUGACGAUGAAGGGCGUUACUCAGGAACUCGAGUCGUUGGGGCGUACCCUUCAGGAUGCGUUCGGAGUCAUAGGACAGACACCAGAGGAGUUUAAGGCUCUGUUCAUGGAUGAGGAGGAGAGUCGCAGAAUUAGCUACGCUGCCUAGGAUACUUAUUAAUGAUUAAUGGACACUGAUUUGAGUGUACUUGACCAAUUUCAUUUACAUUUUUCCUGAGCCC